Messenger RNA from Nycticebus coucang (slow loris), 1404 nucleotides. RefSeq names its product tripartite motif family like 1 (gene TRIML1). Bases 1 to 1404 code for a protein of 467 amino acids. The record is from RefSeq and is a predicted model, not a curated record. Gene Ontology annotation, molecular function: protein binding. The transcript is spliced from 6 exons. NCBI's taxonomy places the organism in Eukaryota, Metazoa, Chordata, Mammalia, Primates, Lorisidae.
AUGUCUACAGCAGAUUUGAUGGAGAACCUCAGGGAAGAACUUACCUGUUUCAUCUGCUUGGACUAUUUCAGCAGCCCAGUGACCACCGAGUGUGGGCACAGCUUUUGUCUCAUGUGUCUCCUCAAGAGCUGGGAGGAACAUAACAAACCCUUGUCUUGCCCCGAGUGCUGGAGGACCUUGGAUGGCCCACACUUUCAGCCCAAUGAGCGUCUGGGGAGGCUGGCUGGCAUCGGCAGGCAGCUCCGGUCACACGUGCUCCAGGGCGAGGAGGAACAGGCUCUCUGUGGGAGGAUGCCAGCUGCCACCAAGUCCUUCUCUGAUGAGGAGCAGGGUGGGACUAGCUUCUCAGCCCAGAGUCACAGCAACAGAGCCCAUCUCUCCAGCGAGGCUGAGGAGCACCACAAGGAGAAACUCCAGGGGAUCCUAAAUCUUCUGCGUAAAAAAAGAAAGGAAGCUCAGACUAUAUUAACCCAUGAGAGGGAGAGAGUGAUACUGUGUAAGGAAGAGACAAAGACUUACAGACAGGUGGUUGUGUCAGAGUACAUGAAAAUGCACCAGUUCCUGAAGGAAGAGGAGCAGCUGCACCUCCAGCUGCUGGAGAAGGAGGAGAAGGAGAACAUGAGGAAGCUGAGGAGCAGCGAGAUUCAGCUGACCCAGCAGGUCAGGAGCCUGAGCAAGAUGAUCGCGCAGAUCGAGAACACCUGUCAGAACUCCAUUUUAGAAUCUCUGGAGGAGGUGAGAGCUGAGCUGGAAAGGAAUGAGCCCCUCCUGUUUCAAUGCCCAGAGGCCACCACCACCGAGCUGAGUUUGUGCCGAGUCACUGGAAUGAGGGAGAUGCUAAGGAAAUUCAGCACGGAGAUAACCCUGGAUCCAGCCACAGCCAAUGCCUACCUAGUCUUGUCUGAGGAUCUGAAAAGCGUGAAACACGGUGGAAUCAGACAGCAGUUACCAGAUAACCCCGAAAGAUUUGACCAGUCUGCCACAGUGCUGGGCACUCAGAUUUUCACCUGUGGGAGGCACUACUGGGAGGUGGAUGUGGGCAACAAGACGGAGUGGGAAGUGGGUAUUUGCAAGGACUCGGUAAGCAGGAAGGGGAAUCUCCCAAAGCCCCCAGGUGACCUCUUCUCACUCAUAGGCUUAAAGAUUGGAGACGAUUAUAGUCUGUGGGUAUCAUCGCCUUUAAGAGGCCAACAUGUCAGAGAGGCCGUGCGUAAGGUUGGUGUGUUUUUAGACUAUGAGUCUGGACAUAUCGCCUUCUACAAUGCCACUGAAAAGUCCCUCAUCUACAGCUUCCCUCCAGUCUCUUUCCAGGAGGCUCUCAGACCUAUCUUUUCCCCUUGCCUUCCAAACGAAGGCACAAACAUUGAUCCUCUAACCAUCUGCUCAUUGAAGAGCCACAUCUGA